ACCUCCCCCAGGUUUCCCGCCAGCAGGCGCCGCGCGGUGGAUGCUCGGGCUGGUCUAGAGUCACUCUGUCCGUCGCGCGCUGCGUCCUCGCGGGUCGUCGCUAUGUCGCGACAGAGCACGUUGUACAGCUUCUUCCCCAAGUCUCCCGGGCUGAACGCCGCCGGCAAGGCUCCGGUCAAAGCCUCACGGGAAGGCGCCGCCGCCUCCCCACCCCCCAGCGGGGAUGCGGCCUGGAGCGAGGCCGGGCCCGCACCGGGCGCUUUGGGCCCCGCGACGCCGCCGGAGGCGGGGAGCCUCAACGGAGGGCUGAGGAGGCCGGCGGCGCCCACCAGCAGUAGUUCCUGUGACUUCUCACCAGGUGAUUUGGUUUGGGCCAAGAUGGAGGGCUACCCUUGGUGGCCAUGCUUGGUUUACAACCACCCCUUUGAUGGAACAUUCAUACGAGAAAAAGGAAAGUCUGCCCGAAUUCAUGUACAGUUUUUUGAUGACAACCCAGCAAGAGGCUGGGUUAGCAAAAGGAUGUUAAAACCAUAUACAGGUUCAAAAUCAAAGGAUGCUCAAAAAGGUGGUCAUUUUUACAGUGCAAAACCUGAAAUACUCAGAGCAAUGCAACGUGCAGAUGAAGCCUUGAGUAAAGACAAGGUUAAGAGACUGGAACUGGCAGUGUGUGAUGAGCCCUCGGAGCCAGAGGAGGAAGAAGAGAUGGAGGUAAGUGCGGCCAACACAUCAGAUAAGAGUGAAGACAAGGAAGUAGAAAGUGAAGAAGAAGCCCAACCUAAAGCACAAGGAUCUAGGCGAAGUAGUCGCCAGACUAAAAAGCGAAGGGUUAUAUCAGACUCGGAGAGUGACGUUGGUGGCUCUGAUGUGGAGUUCAAGCCAGAUGCUAAGGAAGGAAGCAGUGAUGAAGCAAGCAGUGGAGUAGGGGGUAGUGACAGUGAAGGCCUGGGCAGCCCUGUGAGAGCUGCUCCAAAGAGAAAGAGAAUGGUGACUGGGAAUGGCUCCCUCAAGAGGAAAAGUUCAAGGAAGGAAGUGCCCCCAGCCACCAAGCGAACACCUGGCAUUUCAUCCGAAACCAAGAGUGCUUUGAGUUCUUUCUCUGCCCCUCAAAAUGCUGAACCCCAAGUUCAUACUAGUGGAACGGGUGAAGAUAGCCACUCCACUAACUGGUAUCAUGAAACUUUAGAGUGGCUAAAGGCAGACAAGAGGAGAGACCUACACAGGAGGCGGCUGGAUCACCCUGACUUUGAUGCAUCCACACUCUAUGUGCCUGAGGACUUUCUGAAUUCAUGUACUCCUGGGAUGAGGAGGUGGUGGCAGAUUAAGUCCCAGAAUUUUGAUCUUGUCAUAUUUUAUAAAGUGGGCAAGUUUUAUGAGCUCUAUCACAUGGAUGCACUUAUUGGAGUCAACGAGUUAGGACUGGUAUUCAUGAAAGGCAACUGGGCCCAUUCUGGCUUUCCUGAGAUUGCAUUUGGCCGCUACUCAGAUUCCCUUGUCCAGAAGGGCUAUAAAGUAGCACGAGUGGAACAGACUGAGACCCCAGAAAUGAUGGAGGCAAGGUGCCGAAAGAUGGCACAUAUAUCUAAGCAUGACAGAGUAGUGAGGAGAGAGAUCUGUAGGGUCAUUACCAAGGGCACACAGACCUACAGUGUCCUAGAAGGUGACCCCUCAGAGAACUACAGUAAGUAUCUUCUUAGCCUCAAAGAAAAAAAGGAAGACUCAUCUGGCCAUACCCGAGCAUAUGGGGUGUGCUUUGUUGACACCUCACUGGGGAAGUUUUUUGUAGGGCAGUUUUCAGAUGAUCGCCAUUGUUCCAGGUUUAGGACUCUAGUGGCACAUUACCCUCCUGUCCAGGUCUUGUUUGAGAAAGGAAAUCUGUCAACAGAAACCAAGAUGAUCCUGAAGGGGUCAUUAUCAGCCUCUCUUCAGGAAGGCCUAAUACCAGGUUCCCAAUUUUGGGAUGCAGCCAAAACUUUAAGAACUCUGCUUGAAGAAGGAUAUUUUACAGAGAGUGUGAAUGAUGACAACAGGGUGCUACUACCUGAAGUGCUGAAAGGUAUGACUGCAGAGUCUGAUUCUGUUGGAUUGACGCCAGGGGAGAAAAGUGAAUUGGCCCUCUCAGCUCUUGGCGGUUGUGUUUUCUACCUCAAAAAAUGCCUUAUAGAUCAGGAACUUUUAUCAAUGGCUAAUUUUGAAGAAUAUGUUCCCUUGGAUUCUGACACGGUCAGUGCUACAAGACCUGCUACUUUUUUUGCUAAAACCAAUCAACGAAUGGUGCUAGAUGCUGUGACAUUAAAUAACCUGGAGAUUCUUCUGAAUGGAACAAAUGGUUCUACCGAAGGGACCCUGCUUGAAAAGAUUGACACUUGUCAGACCCCCUUUGGUAAGAGACUCCUAAAGCAGUGGCUUUGUGCUCCACUCUGUAGCCCAUAUGCUAUCAACGAUCGUUUAGACGCCAUUGAAGACCUCAUGGCUGUGCCGGACAAGAUGUCCGAGAUUGUAGACCUUCUAAAGAAGCUUCCAGAUCUUGAGAGGCUAUUGAUUAAGAUUCAUAAUGUUGGAUCUCCCCUCAAGAGCCAGAAUCACCCGGAUAGCAGGGCUAUAAUGUAUGAGGAAACUACAUACAGCAAAAAAAAGAUUAUUGAUUUUCUUUCUGCUCUGGAAGGAUUCAAAGUAACCUGUAAAAUUAUAGGGACAAUGGAGGAAGUUGUUGAUUUUAAGUCGAAAAUCCUUAAACAAGUGAUUACUUUGAAGACAAGAAAUUCUGGUGGCCAUUUUCCUGACUUGACUACAGAACUGAACAGAUGGGAUACAGCUUUUGACCAUGAGAGGGCUAGAAAGACUGGAGUGAUAACCCCCAAGCCAGGAUUUGACUCUGACUAUGACCAAGCUCUUGCUGACAUUAGAGAGAAUGAACAGGGCCUCCUUGAAUACUUAGAGAAACAGCGCAGUCGCAUUGGCUGUAGAGCCAUAGUCUAUUGGGGCAUUGGAAGGAACCGUUACCAGCUGGAGAUUCCAGAGAAUUUUACCACCCGUAAUUUGCCAGAAGAAUAUGAGUUGAAAUCCACCAAGAAAGGCUGUAAGCGAUACUGGACCAAAACUAUUGAGAAGAAAUUGGCUAACCUCAUAAACGCGGAGGAACGAAGAGAUGUAUCGUUGAAGGACUGUAUGCGACGGCUGUUCUAUAACUUUGAUAAGAAUUACAAGGACUGGCAAUCUGCUGUAGAGUGCAUUGCAGUGUUGGAUGUCUUACUGUGCCUGGCCAACUACAGUAGAGGAGGUGAUGGUCCUAUGUGUCGCCCAGCAAUUCUGCUUCCAGAAGAACACACUCGCCCCUUCUUAGAUCUUAAAGGAUCACGUCAUCCCUGCAUCACAAAGACCUUUUUUGGAGAUGACUUUAUUCCUAAUGACAUCCUAAUAGGCUGUGAAGAGGAGGAGCAGGAGAAUAGCCAAACUUCCUGUGUGCUUGUUACUGGACCAAAUAUGGGGGGCAAGUCUACACUCAUGAGACAGGCCGGCCUUUUAGCAGUCAUGGCCCAGAUGGGCUGCUACGUGCCUGCUGAAGUCUGUAGGCUCACACCAAUUGACAGAGUGUUCACUAGGCUGGGUGCUUCAGACAGAAUAAUGUCAGGUGAAAGUACAUUUUUUGUCGAACUGAGUGAAACUGCCAGCAUACUUAAACAUGCGACAGCACAUUCUCUGGUGCUUGUGGAUGAAUUAGGAAGAGGUACCGCUACAUUUGAUGGGACAGCAAUAGCGAAUGCAGUUGUUAAGGAACUUGCAGAGAAUAUCAAGUGCCGUACUUUGUUUUCUACCCACUAUCAUUCACUAGUUGGAGAUUACUCUCACAAUGUUGCAGUACGCCUAGGACACAUGGCGUGCAUGGUAGAAAAUGAAUGUGAAGACCCCAGCCAGGAGACGAUUACCUUUCUGUAUAAAUUCAUGAAGGGAGCUUGUCCAAGGAGCUAUGGCUUUAAUGCAGCCAGGCUGGCGAACCUUCCAGAAGAGGUUAUUCAAAGGGGACACAAGAAAGCGAGAGAGUUUGAGAAGAUGACUCAGUCAUUGCAACUAUUUCGGGAAGUUUGCCUGGCUAGUGAAAAGUCUGCUGUAGAUGCUGAUGCUAUUCAUAAGUUGUUGACUUUGAUUAAGAAGUUAGAGUAUGUUGGAGGCUGAGUUGACUUUUAAGAAAGUUGGUAAAUUCAGACAACAUUAUGAUCUAAUAAACUUUAUUUUUUAAAAAUGA
Erinaceus europaeus (western European hedgehog) is the source of this 4240-nucleotide messenger RNA. RefSeq names its product mutS homolog 6 (gene MSH6). Gene Ontology annotation, cellular component: nucleus; MutSalpha complex. The record is from RefSeq and is a predicted model, not a curated record. Bases 103 to 4170 code for a protein of 1355 amino acids. The transcript has 10 exons. NCBI's taxonomy places the organism in Eukaryota, Metazoa, Chordata, Mammalia, Eulipotyphla, Erinaceidae. Gene Ontology annotation, biological process: mismatch repair. Gene Ontology annotation, molecular function: ATP-dependent DNA damage sensor activity; ATP binding; mismatched DNA binding.